CAAGCAAAAUAUAUCAGUAUGUCUAAAUUUAAUUUGUGUUUAUUUUUUAAGUAUAUUUUUAAGUUUAGUAGCAGCAGAUUCUGUGGUUUAAACAUGUCUUCGAACACUGAUGCAUUCUACCAAAACCAGCAGCAACAAGGGCAAUCCCAGACAGCAGUUACUUUACUUCAGCACUCCUGUGAGUUGAACAUCGACAGUGAACCUUCAACAUGCAGAAAUACUUCUAUUGUUUGCACCAUCGGACCUGCAUCAAACAAAGUGGAAACAUUAAAGAACAUGAUCAUAUGUGGAAUGAACAUUGCUCGAAUGAACUUUUCACAUGGCACACACGAGUACCAUGGACAAACCAUUGCAAAUGUACGAGCGGCUGCUGAAAGUUUCAAAUCUAACCCGGUUUACUACAGACCAAUUGGAAUUGCUCUUGAUACCAAAGGGCCUGAAAUCCGGACUGGUUUGUUGAAGGGUGGUGGUAGCGCAGAUGUGGAAUUAGUGAAAGGAAACACAAUUAAACUUUCACUGGAUGAGGAAAACUUUGAGAAAGGAGAUGCUUCUUGUAUUUAUGUUGAUUACAAGAAUCUUAACAAAGUUAUUAAUAUUGGAAAUCGCAUUUUUGUUGAUGACGGUUUGAUUUCUUUGUUGGUGAAAGAAAAAGGUACAGACUAUUGCAUUUGUGAAAUUGAAAAUGGAGGUUUGCUCGGUUCUAAGAAGGGGAUUAAUUUACCUGGGAUUGAAGUGGAUUUGCCCGCUGUAUCUGAGAAGGAUAAAGGAGACUUACGUUUUGGAGUGGAACAAGGUGUUGAUAUGGUGUUUGCUUCCUUUAUUCGAAAAGCUGAUGAUGUGAAAGCUGUAAGGGAUGUUCUUGGUGAAGAUGGAAAAAAUAUUAAAAUUAUUUCCAAGAUUGAAAAUCAUGAAGGUGUAAUGAAGAUUGAUGAGAUCAUCGAAGCCAGUGAUGGUAUCAUGGUUGCCAGAGGUGAUAUGGGAAUUGAAAUUCCAGCAGAAAAAGUGUUCAUCGCUCAAAAAAUGUUGAUCGGAAAAUGCAACCUGAAGGGCAAACCGGUAAUCUGUGCGACACAAAUGUUAGAAAGCAUGAUCACUAAACCAAGACCAACAAGAGCUGAGGCAUCAGAUGUUGCAAACGCUGUGCUGGAUGGUUCCGACUGUGUCAUGCUUAGUGGAGAGACCGCGAAAGGCAGCUAUCCUCUGGAAUGUGUGAAGAUGCAACAUCAGAUUGCAAGAGAAGCUGAAGCUGCUAUUUUCCACAAGAAUGUGUUUGAGGAGUUGCGUAUGUCACGACCUUUUGCUACGGAUCCAACCGAAGCAAUUGCUAGUGCUGUGGUUGAAGCAUCUUUCAAGUGCCAGGCUGCUGGCAUAAUCGUUUUGACUCGAUCUGGUCAAUCUGCUGCGCUUGUUUCAAGCUAUCGACCACGUGCACCAAUCUUAACUGUAACAAGAUUUGAACAAACUGCCAGACAAGUUCAUCUAUGGAGAGGAUGCUUCCCAAUACUUUUCCAGAAACCAGUGAUCUCACCGUGGUCUGAUGAUGUUGAUGCUAGAGUCCAGUUUGCUGUGGAGGUUGGAAAGCAAAGAAAGUUCAUGAAAAGUGGAGAUUUUGUUAUUGUUGUGACUGGGUGGCAACCUGGGUCUGGGUUCACUAACACAAUGAGAGUUGUGAAGAUCGAGUAGGAUGAUGUUUUGAAGUAAUAUACCCGGGCUUAAAUCAUUAUUUUCUUGUUAGUUGAUUCAUCUUGUAGUGUUGCAGUUGCCAAUUUAACAUUUAUUUUUGAUUUUAGAAUUUGUUUGUACAAUAUUUAGUGGAUGUUAAGUUCUAGAAAGUUCCUAAGUUAUGUUAGCAGUUGCUUCACUGUGCUUGAAAUUUAUCUGUAGGCUAAAGUCAAGGUCGGUGCACUGCCUGGUUUAAGCAAUCGUAAAAUAAUAAAUUCUUGAAUACCGGGUUGACGCUUACAAUAUGUUCUUUGUUGUACAUAACUAAUGUUCGGAGAGUGUUCUAUAAGCUAUCAAUACACUUGCAAAGCAUGUUA
Ciona intestinalis (vase tunicate) is the source of this 2039-nucleotide messenger RNA. RefSeq names its product pyruvate kinase PKM. The record is from RefSeq and is a predicted model, not a curated record. NCBI's taxonomy places the organism in Eukaryota, Metazoa, Chordata, Ascidiacea, Phlebobranchia, Cionidae. Gene Ontology annotation, molecular function: pyruvate kinase activity; potassium ion binding; magnesium ion binding. Gene Ontology annotation, biological process: glycolytic process.